AUGCACUCAUCCGACGAUGCUCUAACUGUGGGCAACAGUCCAGACACCAAACCUCAUAAGAUCAUCACUCGUCAGACAUCACAGCAUACUUUAACGUCCACCUCGUCCACCAAGAAUGCUACAGGCAUAAGUCUAAGUACGGGAUCGUCCGUGUCAGAGCUUCCGACUUUUCAAAGUGAGCACCCAGCAAGCGUCACCGAAUCGCAAACCUCAGCGCAAUCUAUGCAAACUUCAGUUGUUACACCUUCCGCAAACCGAACAGCUAUGAUUACAGCAACAAGGACUUCACAGGCUCUCGAUAUCAAAACAAGUGAAAAGAUUCCUGAACCAGUUGCAACUGAAUUGGAUAAAUGGUUUCGGAAACACAAGAACGGCAUUCACCCAGGCGCUGUGACGUGUGUAUGCGCACAAUACAACAAUCCUAUCUGGGUUCCCUCAAGUGGUAGGAGGCCGGUGUUCGAAGAUCGCACAGGCCAGAAACUACAGGCUCAACUCUAUUCUCUGAAGAAGGCAGGCUGGAUACGUAAUGGGAGGUAUAUGGUCCUAGUCGUAUGGAAUGACGCUCAAUCUCCUGUCAUUAUCAAGGGCGUUUUAGGUGGUCCCGGUUCAAAGUCCAAGAAACAGCCACCUCCAGGUCGAUCUCUCUGUCGCAUUUGGAAAGGAAAGGUACCUGGUACUACCCCAGCAGGGUUCCUUAAGGAUUCGUUCGUCUUCAUGGUGAGACAUGAUGAGCUUCAUGCUAGAGCGGAAAAUACCCUUGAAGAAGCACCGCUUUCUGGCCCAAACACUUAUACGGCAAGCUCCAGCUUACAUUCCGCUCCCCCAAGCCCAGCGCUUCUCAGUCGUGACCAAGCCAGAAAAUCGAAGCCAGAUGAUUUAACCGUGGUCCGUCAAGAUCCGCGGGAAGCGUUGAGGCAUCUACCUUCAGGACUUCGGGUCAUGUUGGGGGAUUACUAUGACAAGAAUGGCACGCAUCACGCACCUGUUUGCGCCUGUGAUGAGAAAAGGCUGUCUUUCGCAAUUGAUGUUUAUAGCUCGAUAGUCUUACAGGAUUCUUUCGGAAGCAAAGUACCUAUGGAUCGAUUCCCUACGGGCUUUGAGGGCUAUGUGUUCCUUGUGGCGAAGGGAGAAACAAUCAUCAGGUAUAGUCUUUCUGACACUACUUCAAGGAAUUACGUCGCUUGGUACGGUGACGAGCUAUUCGAGCCCAUCGAUCUGUUUGAUUACCAAACAACGGAGCCUCAGCGAAUGAAUUGGCAAGGGAUUUGGAUCCUGGCCGGACGGAGCUGUCGUCUCACAACACUCAUACAGAUGCAAUAG
This is a messenger RNA of Endocarpon pusillum Z07020, 1320 nucleotides long. RefSeq lists its product as uncharacterized. The record is from RefSeq and is a predicted model, not a curated record. The transcript has a single exon. NCBI's taxonomy places the organism in Eukaryota, Fungi, Ascomycota, Eurotiomycetes, Verrucariales, Verrucariaceae. Bases 1 to 1320 code for a protein of 439 amino acids.